ACCGCUAAACCGAAUUGUCGUCCUCCCUCCAGCUCCAACUCCAAAACGACUCGUCGUUUCAACCUCCUUCUCCGUCUCCACCUCCUCCUCCUCCUCCCUCUCCCCAAAACGUACUCCGUGAUUGACUGCAACGACCGUUAAAUUCUUCCGAUUCUCUUCUGAAGCAGCCCAACCUGACCCAACAGUAUUCAACUCUCCUUCAUUCCCCUUCCUAAACCCUUCAUCGAGAAGAUCAAGAACCCAACGAAGGCGGAGGUGGGAGAAGAGAGAGGGUGAAGGAGAUCCGGAUGAGAUGAGACCCCAGAAGAAGCCGAUCCACGUCGUGUCUACAUGGGUCCGGAGGCAGCCCCCAAAGGUGAAGGCUUUCCUCGCCGUCGUCUCCGGCAUGGCCGCCCUCGUGCUCCUCCGAUUCAUCGUCCACGACCACGACAACCUCUUCGUCGCCGCCGAGGCUGUUCACUCCAUCGGCAUCGGCGUCCUCAUCUACAAGCUCAUGAAGGAGAAGACUUGUGCUGGCUCCCCUGCUCCGGUGGGUCAUCGUCGGAUUGCGGCUUUGUUCCCAAUACUUUUGGUUUCCCAGCUGAGUUUCGGUGAUUACGAGCUUUCGGGACUAUCACUCAAAUCGCAGGAAUUAACAGCUAUGUUCUUAGCUGUUAGGUUGUACUGCAGCUUUGUCAUGGAGUAUGACAUACACACUCUCCUUGAUUUAUCUACAUUCGCGGCUACGCUGUGGGUUAUUUAUAUGAUCCGCUUCAAUUUGAGGUCCAGUUACAUGGUAGACAAAGAUAACUUUGCUAUAUAUUAUGUGGUUAUUCCCUGUGCUGUUUUGGCUCUUUUUAUUCACCCAUCAACUUCACAUCACUUAGUGAACCGCAUCUUCUGGGCAUUCUGUGUCUACCUUGAAGCCGUCUCUGUGCUGCCCCAACUUCGCGUUAUGCAGAACACAAAGAUUGUCGAACCAUUUACCGCACACUAUGUGUUUGCAUUGGGUGUGGCGAGAUUUUUAGCCUGUGCUCAUUGGGUCCUCCAGGUCUUAGACAGCCGUGGGCACUUGCUGGUUGCUUUGGGAUAUGGACUAUGGCCCUCUAUGGUUCUUAUCUCGGAAAUCGUCCAAACCUUCAUCUUAGCAGAUUUCUGUUACUACUACGUCAAAAGUGUGCUCGGAGGGCAGCUUGUUCUACGUCUUCCCUCUGGGGUGGUGUGACCUGAGAGAUCCAGUUCUACUGUGAUGUAAGAUCAUUAACUUAAUCUGGCGAGGGAGCUCUGAUGUUUCGAUCAGAAAUUUCAUCAAGGGGUGAGGUUUUAUCGUCAUGGUCUGUAAGCCAAGUCUCGACCAUUUGUAAAAAGACAGGGAUAGAGGUGGGGGCUUCGGGGUUUUCCUAUGUUUGGCCAACAAAAAGCUCCGUUGGAUAUAUGAAGUAUUAUUGACAUUGUUUCGGCUUUAGUGAUUCUGGUGCAAAAUGGCUUUACGUUCUUAUA
Molecule: messenger RNA, 1479 nt
Organism: Punica granatum (pomegranate)
Lineage: Eukaryota; Viridiplantae; Streptophyta; Magnoliopsida; Myrtales; Lythraceae
Source: RefSeq, a predicted model, not a curated record